AUGGCCGACCAACAGCCCGAAAAGACUACUGCUCCUGCUACUGAUGUCGCAGACUCGCAGCCUGCCGUCGUUACCAGCACUGACACCCGCAAGGAGACGACCGAGACCGCGGAGCCACUACCAGAGGACAAGACCGAAACCACAACCGCGCAGCCUGCCGUUGAAACCACUGCCACCCAAUCCGGCACCGCAGAGACUCCCGCCGAAGUGCAGCAACCGCCCCAGGCCGAAGAGGAGAAGCCUGUCGCUCAGCAGCCGGAACAGCCAGCCUAUCUUGCCAAAAACCCUGCCCUCGCUCAGUUCUUCGAGCGUCUCCCUGCCAUUGUCUCCAGCAGCGGCCAUGCGGAAAUGUGGGGUGUCCCGCUCAAGGACUCGAACGAUGCUCCCACCGUCAACGUUCUGAUCAAGUUCCUGCGCGCGAACGAGGGCAAUGUCAAGCUGGCUGAGGGGCAGCUUACCAAGGCCUUGAAGUGGCGCAAGGAGAUGAACCCCUCAGCGCUCGCUGAGUCGACCAGCUACAGCGCGACCAAGUUUGGUGGUCUGGGUUAUUUGACCGUCUACAAGGAAGCUAAUGGUGCGGAGAAUGUUGUCACCUGGAAUAUCUACGGUGGUGUCAAGGAUAUCAACACCACUUUUGGUGAUAUGGAUGAGUUUGUUAAGUGGCGUGUUGCGCUUAUGGAGCUGGCAGUCAAGGAGCUGAAGAUGGCAGAGGCGACCUCUGUGAUUGACUACGAUGGCGAGGACCCCUAUCAGAUGAUCCAGGUCCAUGACUACCAGAACGUGAGCUUCCUGCGCCUGAAUCCUGCCAUCAAAGCAGCUACCAAGAAGACCAUUGAAGUGUUCACCACAGCUUACCCUGAGCUGCUCCGGGAGAAGUUCUUCGUCAACGUCCCUGCCAUCAUGGGCUGGAUGUUCGCCGCCAUGAAGGUCUUCCUGAGCAAGAAUACCACUCGCAAAUUCCACCCCAUCUCAAACGGUGCCAAUCUGGCUCGCGAGUUCCCUUCUCUGAAGGACCAAUUCCCCAAGGUCUACGGUGGCAGCGCCCCUGCUCUUCAGGAGGGAGCGAGAACCGUCAACCUCAGUCAGGACGAGUCUGCCCCGGCUGCCCCUGAGCAGUCAAAGGAGCAGACCAAGGAGAACAAGGAGGAGGCCGCUCAGGAGGAGUCCAAGCCUGAGUCUGCUCCAGAGCAGCCAAAGGCUGACCCUGCUGUCACGGCCCAGGAAGCCCCUGCCGCCGAUGCUAAGUGA
Molecule: messenger RNA, 1248 nt
Organism: Aspergillus fischeri NRRL 181
Lineage: Eukaryota; Fungi; Ascomycota; Eurotiomycetes; Eurotiales; Aspergillaceae
Gene: sfh5
Product: CRAL/TRIO domain protein
Exons: 2
Coding region: 1-1248 (415 amino acids)
Biological process (GO): regulation of exocytosis; Golgi to plasma membrane protein transport
Cellular component (GO): cortical endoplasmic reticulum; cytosol; plasma membrane
Molecular function (GO): phosphatidylinositol transfer activity
Source: RefSeq, a predicted model, not a curated record